Molecule: messenger RNA, 5388 nt
Organism: Cucurbita moschata (crookneck pumpkin)
Lineage: Eukaryota; Viridiplantae; Streptophyta; Magnoliopsida; Cucurbitales; Cucurbitaceae
Exons: 11
Coding region: 467-4435 (1322 amino acids)
Molecular function (GO): protein binding
Source: RefSeq, a predicted model, not a curated record
AAAAGACGGAGAAAAAAAGGAAGCAAAAUGAAGGGAUUGAAGCUGCAAACACAUUUCAUGAUAUUGAAGGCGCCCUUGCAAGAUCAAAAACAGCGCCAAAGAAAGAAAUCAGCUUCUUUAUCAAAGUCACACCUGUGAUUAACUGUUGAAAACCCAAAGAAAUCUCUCUUCCUCUCUCUCUCUAUCCGUUUCUCUCUCUUCCUUCUGUUUUUGCCUUCCAACCCAAGGAAAUAACUCGGACCUCAAAAUACUGUUGCCACUUUCCAUUUCAAUCCCAUACUUACGCCGAAUCCGCUAUGAUCGUUGUUUCUGCAUUGGGUUUCAAUCGGGCUGCCAUUCAUGGGCGGGCUCGAGGUUUGAAAGGUAACCGGUGUUCGUGAGCCUUCUAAAUCCCCAGACCCAUCUCUGACUCCCAGAUUUAUGAUUCUCCAAUUUGUCUGAGUUGCCAAAACCUUGCCCCUACGACAUGAAUUCAUCAAGUUUCCACGAUAAUGCUUCUGGGUCUUCCAAUUCUUACGAUGGCUAUUCGAACUUCAGUUUCGUUACGCAAUCGGUUCCUCGAUCCAAGUCUGGUCUUACGAGGCCGAGGAUGUCAAAGGUGAGGAGGCAAACGAAUACCCAGGAUUUGAGGUCUGCGGCGGUCCCGGAAACGUAUCGACCCUCCACCGGGAAUUCAUUUCCGGCCUCAAUUUGGGGUCAGGAUUCUGUCUCCGGCAAAUCUGGGUCGGGUGGGAUUGGGAAUCAGCCAUUUGUAUUUGGAGAAAAUAGGAGCACCACCAGCUCGAAUUUGGAGAGAUCAGAGAGAGGAGUUCUUGAUGGAAUGAAGAAAUUGAAUAUCGAAAGCGUGGAUGAGUUUUCGAUUGCCAGAGAUGGGAAAUUCAGCUUUAAUGGUGGCAAUAGAAGUUCGAGUAAAACUGAGGUUUUUGAUAAAGGAGGCGAUGAAGCCAUUGAAUCAAAGCUUCCGGAUGACAUGAGGAAAUUGAACAUUGAAGAAGGGCAAGGUAAUGCUGCACGAAUUGACAAAACUAUAAAUGAAAGUUCGAGGUUUAGAUCAAAUGAACAGGCUAAAUUUGGUUUGUGGAGCAGUAAUGUUGUUCAUCCUCUAGUUUCAGAACUCCCCAACAAGUUGCAGCAUUUGAACAUUGAAGAUAGUGGGCAUCAUGAUAGCGGCAGUGCUGCAUUUACAUCUGAGGGUGCGGAUACGUUCGGAUUGGACAAGGGUAAGGGUGUUACAAGCUCAGCAGAUUCUCUUCCCGAGAAGAUAAAAGGUUUGAGCAUAAGGGGCACAUCUAAUUCAGCAAAUAUCAACACCCAAGGGACUGGUGGUAAUUUUGUUGAGCAAAAGGAUACAAUGUUGUCAAGAAAGAUGGAGGAGUUGAAACUAGAUAAAAGGACACCUUCAUCUGGAGUAACUGCAGAGAAGACAGAAAUGCAAAAUUUUAGUGAUUUUGACCGAAAUCUUGAUCAACCAUUGGCCACGGACAUUAAAUCUCAGAAGUUGCAGGAGUCUAAGGACAUGGGAGGUGGUCAGGUUUCUUCAUAUGCACAAAAUGAUGGUAAUGAUCAAAAUGGUGUCGCUAUGCCGCCUUCUUCAAUUUUUUACAAUGAUAUGCAACCUGUUGGUAGUACAUUUCAAGUGACUGAUACAAACAGAAACAAAGAAACAGAUUACUUUCGCUCUAUGAAUAAACAAGAAAAUACCGGAUCGGCUUUUGUAGAAUUUAAAACACCAGAUGUCAAAGCAAACAUUUUUUCUGCUGGAAUCAGUCCAAACUUUCAAUUCAAUGCACAGAGGGAUCCAAUUAGAGAAUUUGGACCGAAUAGUAGGAGUGGAAGGUAUAAUCCUACCGCGGCACAGUUGCGUGUUGAUCAGGGGACUCAUGAUUUUGGUUUAAGGGAAGGGGAUCCCCUGGUGAGUUACAAGGCGUCUGAGCCCUAUUCACCAAUGGACGUUUCACCAUACGAGGAAACACUAGCUGCUGAUCCAAUCUCUCGUGAAAAUUCCGUGACAUCCAAUGAAUCACUCAAUCUUGACAACAACUCCAUUGUAUUUGACGAGUCAAUCCCUGAAGUCUUAAAUGAUACUAUAGAUGAAGAUCUGCUUAAUGCUACAGAAAGCUUAAAUAUAAGUGAAGCUAGUUUGGGUGCAACUGAAAUAGAAGAAGAUGAAGGCUCUAUUUACCAUUCUCAUGCAAACCAUGGUGCUGAAGCUCCUCUAGAGGAAUCUGUUUCAGUUGCGGAUACCGAAAGCUACAAAUCUGCAAAUGAAGAGUUGGAUUUUAGUGCUGAUCGAGCAGCUAUUUCAGAAGAAACAGAAGUCAGUUCGAGUUUGAAAUUUGAGAGGCAGGAUAGUGAUGGCCGGAAGCAAUUUAGUUUUUCUUCAAAUUCAGAGGAUGCAUCCAGGUCAAACUUUAUAUUUGCUGCCUCCUCUGCUGCCCAAAGUCAAUUAUCUGCAUCCAAGCGCCACUACAAAAAGAAAAGUUGGGGAAAAGUUGGUCAAGAGUCUCAUAUUUCCUCAACAAUUGCCAUUGAAGUUCCGUUGUCAUCUUCUUCUGCGCAAUUUGUUACAUUUACGGGAAAUUCAUCACCAAUACCGGCUCAAAGGAGUCAGAAAGGAGAUCCAUCUAUGGCUCAGUGCAAAUAUGGAGCUGACUCUUGGGUGAACAAAGACCAGGAGAUGAAACAAGAGUCCGUUUCUACUAUAGCAGCAACAGUUGCUGCCCAGGAGGCUUGUGAAAAGUGGAGAUUGAGAGGGAACCAGGCAUAUGCAAGUGGUGAUUUAUCUAAGGCUGAGGACCAUUACACUCAAGGGGUGAAUUGUAUUUCAAGAGAUGAGUCGUCUAGAAGCAGUCUCAGGGCUUUGAUGCUUUGUUAUAGCAAUCGUGCAGCAACUAGAAUGUCUCUUGGAAGAUUGAGAGAUGCAAUCAGUGACUGUACAAUGGCUGCUGCUAUAGAUCCUGGCUUUUAUAAAGUGUACCUUAGAGCUGCAAACUGUUUCCUUGGCCUUGGGGAAGUUGAGAAUGCAUUACAAUAUUUCACGAGAUGCCUGCAGCCUGGAAAUGUGGACCGAAAAAUUGUAGUGGAAGCAUCUGAUGGUUUGCAAAAUGCUCAGAAAGUGUCUGAAUGCAUGAAACGUUUAGCUGAACUUCAGCUAAGAAGCACAUCCAGUGAUAUGCAGAGUGCUCUGGAAUUAAUUUCUGAUGCUUUGGUAAUAAGCUCAUGCUCAGAAAAAUUGCUUGAAAUGAAAGCAGAGGCUCUUUUCGUGCUUCGAAGAUAUGAGGAGGUGAUUCAGCUUUGUGAGCAGACCCUAGAUUCUGCCGAAAAAAAUUGUCCUUCAGAAGAUAUUGUCAGCCAGACCUCUAAUCUGGAUGCUUCUGAAAUUUCAAAGAAGUUUUACUUUAGGAUUUGGCGAUGCCGCUUGACACUCAAGUCCUACUUCCUUCUGGGAAAGCUUGAGGAGGGUCUGGCUUCUUUAGAAAUGCAAGAGGAGAAAGCGUCUACAAUGAUCGGGAAUGGAAGAAAGUUUUUGGAGUCAUCAAUACCACUAGCCACUACCAUGAGGGAGCUCCUACGUCACAAGGCUGCUGGGAAUGAAGCAUUUCAGGCAGGGAGGUAUUCAGAAGCCGUUGAACACUAUACAGCUGCUUUGUCAUGCAAUGUUGAGUCACGUCCUUUCACAGCUGUUUGUUUCUGCAAUCGGGCUGCUGCAUAUAAAGCUCAAGGCCAAGUUAUUGAUGCUAUUGCCGAUUGUAGUCUUGCCAUAGCCCUUGAUGAAGAAUAUUUCAAGGCAAUUUCUAGACGGGCCACUUUGUAUGAAAUGAUUAGAGACUAUGGUCAAGCAGCUAAUGAUCUCCAAAAGCUUGUAUCACUUUUGUCGAAGGAAUUAGAGAAGACCUAUAAGUAUGCGUCUUCUGAUAGAUCGAGUACCAGUACAAAUGAUUUGAGACAAGCUCAUCAACAGCUUGCAGAAGUUGAAGAAGAAUCAAGAAAGGAAAUUCCAUUGGACAUGUACCUAAUUCUGGGAGUUGAUCCAUCUGCAUCUUCCGCUGAAAUUAAGAAGGCAUACAGGAAAGCUGCUCUCAGAUACCAUCCAGACAAGGCUGGCCAAUCCUUGGCUAGAGCAGACAAUGGCGAUAAUGUGCUAUGGAAGGAUAUAGCUGGAGGAGUCCACCAGGAUGCUGAUAAACUUUUUAAAAUGAUUGGAGAGGCAUAUGCAGUACUCUCGGAUCCUAUUAAGCGCUCCCGAUAUGAUGCGGAAGAAGAGAUGAGGACUGCCCAGAAGAAACGCAAUGGAAGCAGCACCCCUAGAUCUCAUACAGAUGUUCAUCAAAGUCAUCAAUUUGAAAGAAAUAGUGCUAGGCCUCAGUGGCGAGAUCUAUGGAGAUCUUAUGGUUCUCGAGGAUCAGAAUUUACUCGAUCAACCAGGUAUUCGUAAGAACUCUUUGCCAACAUGCCAUGAUGGAAUGAGGUUUUACACUAGAGCUCAUCAAAUAAAUGAUCUUUCCAUCAAGAAAUCCUGCAGCGGUUUGACCCCUCAUAGUGAGACUGGCCAAAAGUUGACAAUGGCUUCAUGGGGGUCCCUGAUGGCUAAAUCUUGAAAAAGAGGUCGAGGUCUGACCCUUAACACACCAACCUUGAUGCCAUAAGGGAAGUAAAAUGGUGUUCCAGUUUUUCAUUUCCAUCUAGUAGCUUGUCCAUACAAUUGAGUGAGGUUUGGUGAUCUUAUAGGCGACAGAUUUGAUUAUAGAGUGAAAAAAAAAAAAAAACAAAAGGACCAAAAAAGAAAAAUAUUCCCUUUUAAAACAAAACAAAACAAAAUGAAGGAUGAUGAUUUGCAGCUUUCCAAGGUUUUCCUUUCCUUUGAACAAUAUUUUCUGCUCAUCUUUUCUGGGGAUCCCAUGGUGGGUUAGUUGUUCGUAGUGGCAUGUACAGACAGAAGAGAUGGGUAAACAAGUGUGUUACAACUUACACCAUCUAAUGGCUGUGGCUGAGUCUCUAACAGCAUUCUAACACAAGAAAGAAGGAUAAUUCUUACAGUUUAGAGCUUCAACAAUGUGGUAAUUACCAUUUCUACUUCUGCGUAACGUUUUUGUGUGUUUCUUCAUGUACCCUCUUCUUUUUUACACUCAAUGUCAAGUUUUAAUCUGUUGUGGGUGACUACCAGUCCAGAUCUUCAUGCUGAUGACUGUAUGUGGCCUUUUUUCUUUUUUCUUUUUUUUUCUCCUUCUUUUAGUUGUUUAAAGAGUGAUGUAUUCUGAAAAAUGAAAGAAAAAAAAGAAAAGAAAAACAGAACUUAUAGACUGUCUGUGAACACCAUUGACAUGACAUGGGUGCUUCAUUUUGUAAAUGGUUUUUUGGAAUGAAGUUUUAUGAAUACCAAUUUUGUGU